This is a messenger RNA of Colias croceus (clouded yellow), 1519 nucleotides long. It is a transcript of the gene Gorab, whose product is annotated as RAB6-interacting golgin. The record is from RefSeq and is a predicted model, not a curated record. Bases 67 to 990 code for a protein of 307 amino acids. The transcript is spliced from 4 exons. NCBI's taxonomy places the organism in Eukaryota, Metazoa, Arthropoda, Insecta, Lepidoptera, Pieridae. Gene Ontology annotation, biological process: non-motile cilium assembly.
UUUUCUAUAUUACUCAGCUAUACCCAACCAAUACAAAACUGUUGAUGAUCUUCUAGUCAGUUAAAAAUGUCAUCAACAUUCGCCGGUUUUAGCGAAGAAGAUUUACAAAGAAUUAAAUCUGGAGAGACUGAGAAAAACAGCGAUCAUCAAAGCAUAGAGACAGUGAGGAGGAUUGAAAAAAUUGGUUCAAUACAAAAAAGGGCACCUAAAAAGCCGCUUUCACUACAAAAACAAGUUUCAGAUGAUAUUAUCAACACGGAUCUUUUUGAGAAGUGUAGAUUAAGUCUUACCACACAAUCUCCACCACUGCCAUCUCAAGAAAUAAUAGAAUUAAAUGGUUACAAUAUGACUACUGACCAGAAUGAGAAAGCUUGUGAAAAAAGCAAUGAGACGGGAGAUAACACUAAUGUUGCACCUGAUGUAAUAAGAUGUGUUGAUAAUUAUACAGAAGAUGAAUUGGUGGUGCAUAAGGUGAAGUUGGAAGAGCUUCAGCUGCGGCAGAAGUUGAUGGAGGAACAGAAUAAGAAGAGGAAAGAAAUGCUUGCUAAGGCGCUGGCUGACAGGACGAAACAAACAGAAGAAGAAGUGCAAAAAUUAGAAAAAAUAAAGAAGGAAUUACAAGUAUUGGAUGGUCAGUUUUCACAGGAUGUCGCAGUGUUGAGGAAAAAAAUUGAUCAAGCAUGCAUCAGUUAUUCAGAGGCAGAAAAAAAUUAUUUAAAAAUUGAGAAAGAGUUUCUGCAAGCAAAAAUACAACUUCAAAAGGAAAAGGAGAAGAAGGAAUUGCUAACUGAGCAUCUGUGUGCUUUAAUCACUCACAAUGAAACUAGAAAAGCUCAGAAACUAGAGACACUUAUGUUAGAACUUGCCAACGAUAAAAAUAAAGAAUUAAACGAAAUGUCCGGUGUAACACCAACAGAAGAUAGGCCUGUUAUUAUAGAUGGAGUAGACGAAAAGACUGGUAAGAUGGUGGAAAUUUUUAAUGAAAAAUAGAACAUAAUUUAAUAUUUUUAUAGAUGCGGGAAUAGAAAUUUAAUACAAAUUUUGGUGCAAUAUGGCAUCUAAUGUACUAAGGUGCUAACUCUAAUAUAUGAUAUUAUAAUAAUUUAAUGAUAUUAGAUAAGAGAUUCCUUGACAAAUAUAUAAAAAAUAGUAUUACUAUGACAUUUUUAAACUACAGGUAUAUUUUUAUAAACUCUACUUUUGUAGUACAAAGCUUUGUAUUGAAUGAGAUAUGUUUGUAUCAAUGUAAAAUGAAUGUUAUGAUUCAGAUAAGCAUUUUUAAAUGCGCUAUCGAUUAUUAUGCAUUUAAAGUUCGUAUAUGAGCGCGCGUUUAAUUAUUUUUUGUACUAAACAUACAUUCUUGUUAUUAUGUGCCUUAUUAUGUGUACAAAUGGAUACUUAUGUACUUUAUAUUUCGUCAAAUUCUUGUGUAAAACACAAUAUUAUCAUAACAAGACUAAUAAUAAUUAUUACUUAUGCAUGCUUAUUGUUAUUAAUAAAAAGGGCAAUUAUUUAUAAA